GGAGAAAAAUCUUCCAACACAGCAAUAGACUACGAAGAUUUAUUCGAAAAGGUUCUUCGGAUGUAUUAUAUUGAGUCGAAUAUCUCCACGAUUUUAGAAAAUACAAAAACAACAAUAGAUCUGCAGUACACAACAUUUCAAUAUACUUACACUAACCUUAAGACAGAAUACCCUUCCUUCAUGUGGGACGCUGCAAUUGGAGCACUACGAGAUGAUAUUUCUGUUCAAAUAAUAAACGCGGACUACUUUCACGCCUUGGACACACUUUGGAAAGAUUUAAAUAAAGAUGACGUUAAACUGUUUGUAUUCUUGAGCGUACUAGCUAAACGGGUGUUGACAUAUGCAAGACAACCUUUUAGGGAUGUGCCUAAUAACGUCGGGGACGGCGGUAACCAGACUUAUACAGAAAUAGACUGUGUUGAAUUGUCACUAAACAUUGCGCGUGAAGAGAUCCACGCACUUUAUAUAGGCCAAUAUACUCAAAAAGUUCUAGCAAAUCGGUUGAAACUUACUGAUAUAAAGAAUAAAAUUAAUGGUGCUUUUCAAAAGCUUUUAUCCUCAUCUACAUGGGUUAAACAGGGUUUAAACAUAGCCGGCUCGACAAUGGCGAAAAAUAUGAAAAUGAAUUUUUCACCUUUGAAAACAAGCGUCAGACAGACGUCUAAUAUCACCGGGGAGAAACAAUCGUUCCUGUCUCUGGCGUUAGAGUUACAUAAACAGAAAUAUGUGUCCGAGAUGAGUAGGCUAGGGAAGAAAGUAUCAGAGAUAUCAAUGGACUGGACAAGUACACAAGUUUACUUUGAUGCACAUUUAAAUGCAAUAGGUCUUCCAACGGGGUUAGCAAUUUAUUUGAACGAGGAGAAUCAACCAUUUGAAGUAUAUAGUUAUAUAGGAAUGCUAAUGGCACAGAAAUUCGUCAGAGUUUUAACAGGAUCUUUAACUGGCGGGGUUCCACCACAAUGGUGGGGAACCGAUAACACACUCGCUUUUACUGAUGUCCCUCAAUGUUUUGGCCAGCAACUUUCCAAAUUCCAGAACAUGUAUUACGACAUUGGAAACAUCAUGAUUGCGAAUAGUGCUUUUGAAGUCAUUAAACAGGUUUAUCAAACUUACAGCACCAGUUUAAAUAGGGAUAUCCCUGGAACAAACAUCAAAGAAAACGUGCUGUUUGUUAUCAAUACUGCUCAGCUAUUUUGUCGACUAAAAGACGGGACGCAUACUUUUCGAUUGAUAAAAGAAAGAAUAAACAACGUCAUGACGAACAAUGUAGACUUUCAGCAGAUGUUUUCAUGUCCGGAUGUUUCGUCGAUGGUCUCCAACAACACGUGCUCGUUAUUCUCGUGAAUGACAUCAAUAACAACCAAGGAAUUAGUUUUUAUAUUUAUUCAUUUUAUAUAUAGCAGAAAUAAAAACAAUAUAAACAAACA
This is a messenger RNA of Ruditapes philippinarum (Manila clam), 1427 nucleotides long. RefSeq lists its product as uncharacterized. The transcript has 8 exons. Bases 61 to 1344 code for a protein of 427 amino acids. Lineage: Eukaryota; Metazoa; Mollusca; Bivalvia; Venerida; Veneridae. The record is from RefSeq and is a predicted model, not a curated record. Gene Ontology annotation, biological process: proteolysis. Gene Ontology annotation, molecular function: metalloendopeptidase activity.